This is a messenger RNA of Polypterus senegalus (gray bichir), 10031 nucleotides long. It is a transcript of the gene shroom3, whose product is annotated as shroom family member 3. The record is from RefSeq and is a predicted model, not a curated record. Gene Ontology annotation, cellular component: apical plasma membrane; cortical actin cytoskeleton; adherens junction. NCBI's taxonomy places the organism in Eukaryota, Metazoa, Chordata, Cladistia, Polypteriformes, Polypteridae. Gene Ontology annotation, biological process: actin filament organization. Bases 696 to 6623 code for a protein of 1975 amino acids. Gene Ontology annotation, molecular function: actin filament binding. The transcript is spliced from 11 exons.
GGCACACUGCACGACAGCGUCUGAACAGCACCACAGAGGUGGACGUAAGGUUGGAAAGAGUACUUGGAACAAAGUUGGAAAAGUUCUGUGACAGUGCGCUUGUAACCUCCUAAUCACGGAAUCCUGAGGCAGCCACUGGGGAGAGCGCUCGCCCUUUCUUUCGGUGCACUGGAUUGAAGAAAAGCUGCCUAUUGUAAUGGUAAAAUGUACUCAGAGGAGGAGAAAGACUGAUAAUCAAUCAAAAACGAAGCCGUCCUCAUCAUACCCCCUUCUUGGCGAAUACGCUUUUGAAGACUUAUGCUACUUGGGAAGGGGUGAAUGAAGCGGUUGUGGGUUUGCAUUUUGUAAUUUUACUGUCGGCUACCUUAGUUUUUGAAUAUUGGCUGACAAGUUUAGAACUUUCUUACUUUUUUUUAAGCAAAGCAUGUGUCUCCGGGGUACACUCACUCCCUUCUUGAUCAUUUUGGAAACUGGGUGCCAGGCUUUUAUGGCAAAGAAAGAAGUUUAAAAAAAUCACAGCACCCCCGCUCACACCAGCCAGCCAUUCACGUUGCUUUUUCCGGGUUACUUUAGCAGCUUCUGCAGUAAGCAUUUUUGCCAUGGUGUACCUAGUGGAGCUCUACAGGGAGCGCCAAUCUAAAACGGACAUUGCCCUUUAAUUUGUGGCGAUCUGAACAGGCAAGCGGAGGGCAAGAAUGGAACGUCGCUUGGGCACCCCGGCAAAACAAGUGUAUGUGGAAAUAUUUCUGCAGGGAGGCGCACCCUGGGGAUUCACAUUGAAAGGUGGGGUCGAACACGGUGCCCCGCUCGUUAUCUCCAAGGUUGAAGAAGGAGGCAAGGCAGCUCUGCUGAAAAACAGACUACAAGUAGGAGAUGAGGUGGUGAGCAUCAAUGAGGUGGAGUUGAGUGGUUCAAGACAGGAAGCCAUCUCCUUGGUGAAAGGGUCCUACAAAACCUUGAAGCUCAUUGUUCUCAGGUGUCCAGACAAAAGUGAUCCAGAAGCAUCCUUAACAUUUAAUGCUACAUUCAGUGUUCCUGACACUGAAUACAGCCAGUCACCAUGGUCUGGAGGAGUAAAGCUGAGGCCCAAAAAAAGGCAAAGUGAACCAGGAUGUCGACCUCACUCCUGGCACUCAACCAAAUUAGGGGAAAAUCAGCAGGAUCCCAGCAUGAUGCAAAUAUCUCAGGGCACCAUCAGCACUCCUUGGCACCAAACGUACCACUCAAGUUCCUCAACCAGUGACCUCUCAGGUUAUGAUCAUGGAUUACUGAGGAAGAGCCCAGACCAGUAUAGCUCUAGGGGAAGUAUGGAGAGCCUGAAUCAUGGUCACCUUGCCUACAGCUCGUGCCACCAGUUGUCCCCUGCCAAAUCAACUAACAGCAUUGACCAGUUCCCCCACCUUCACAGCAAGAGAGAUUCUGCCUACAGCUCUUUCUCCACAAGCUCUAGCAUUCCAGAUUACCAAUCGCAGUCUUUUAGCAAGGAACGCUCAUAUUCAAUGGACAACAUGCAUUUGCAGAGAGGCUUGGAGAGCAUUAAACAAACUGAUAUACGAUAUGUUCGGACAGUAUAUGAUCCUCAUCGUGGAAUAUCAGAAGAGCAAGAAGUUAGUUCUUCAGUGUUGCUCCGUAAUAAAGAUGGGAAAAUCCAGACUGACACUAAAGGGUGCCAUAAUUGCUCCAGCAACAGUCACAAUACUAACAGACAUAGUAUUGGCUCAGUGUGGGGAAACUCUGGGAGUAAUAAUCCUUCAGAAAGUGAUAAUACAGGACCACCAGCUCCACCCUUGUGUAGGGAUAGUUAUGCUGCUACUAAACACCAUGAAAGGCCAAGUUCCUGGUCAAGUUUGGAACAGGCCAGAUUUGCUCGGAUGCAACAGAAAGGCUCCUGGUCUCAAUCUGGAAGCUCAGGUAGUUCAGGAAAAUCGUCUUUUUCUACAGAGAGCCAGUUGCAUACAGUUGUAGAAAAAAGCCCAGAAAGCAGCCCUACGGUCAAACCAAAACAGACUUUUGCUCAGUCACCUGCACCUGGGAGGCCAAUGCUUCCCACUGGGGUAUAUCCUGUACCUCAACCUGAACCACACUAUGCACAGGUCCCCUCAAGCUGUCCCAGUUCAGUCACUGUACUUUAUCCAGCAUUAGCUAAGGAAAGUGGCUACAUUUCACAAAAAGCUCAGGCUACUGCUAGUCCUGGGGUGACAUUAGAAAAAGAGAACUUACACCAAAGUAAUAGCACCACCAAUUUCUCCAUUACUCAUCAAGCAAAACAGUACACAGAAAACAAGUAUGAAAAUACAGAUUCUAAAAUGGGGCUUUAUUGGCCUCAUUUUGUGUCCAUGACUGAAAUUAACACUGACAGCCAUGCUCAGAAUGAAACAGAUAGAGAUUCAUGUUUUGUUACACACCAGUCUGCCACAGGGAACUGUUCCCAUCAGUAUCCCAAUGCUGUUUCUUCAAAACCAGAACAGAAAGAAAAGAAACAGAUCCGACAGGAAGAGAGUAAAUCAGAAAUAGAAAUGAUUAAAUUCAAAGGAGAGCAAGAUGAAAGCAAAGUAGAAAGGCAGUAUGUUAAGUCAGUAGCACAUCCCUGGGGGAAUUACUUGGAGAAAACUGUGUAUCCCAAUGGGCAGUUCAAUGCAGAUAGAAAUCAAAGGUCUUAUGGAAGCUGCAGUGACAUAUUACUUUCGGAUAUGAAUGAUGAGUUUAAAAAUCAAGCUUUACACAGGCACUCAGGUGAGCCAUCUGGGUAUCAGCUGCACGUACCGUGUUCACCAAGGUAUAAUGAUUUCUCCCCUCAACCCCAGCCAUCUAAGAACUUAGACCAUUGCAGACCCCGAUAUAAUACCAGUAGUGUCCAGAACUGUCAGGCUAGAAAGAGUGAUGUAACCAAAUUGCGUUGCUCUGUGUUAGAGAAAGUUAAUCAAAUAGAACUGAGGGAGCAGGAAAAACAAAGGGCCCAAAGCACUAGCAGUAUUGGUUGCAAUAAUUUUGUUUAUGGGCGACUAAGUCAGGCAUCAAGUGGCAGGAGCUCAUACACAAGCAUUGAAGAUAUUCGAAGUCGUCUAAACUUUCCUGAUGGGCCAAACAUGGGCAGACUGCACUCAAGUCAGACAGGCUCCCAAAACUGUAACAGGGACCUAAAGGGCUCAAGUGUAGGAGAUGACUUAAAACAAGAACAGGAAAAUGAGUUUAUUGGCCACAGGCGAAGAAAGAGUGAGCAUGGACCAUUGAAUGAUGCACCAAGUAAACCGGCUCACUUACAGAGGAGCAAGAGCACCUUUCAGCUGAGCACAGAGGAGGAAGUUAAGGAAAACAAAUGGAAGAGUGAGUUUCAGGAUAUUACAAGUGGUUUUGUUGACAACACGUUUAAUAGGACCUAUAGGAACAGUAUUAAAGAUGCACAAAGUAAAGUUCUUAGGGCCACGUCCUUUAAGCGAAAAGACCUUGAAAUAAGCCCACCAAAUCUCAACAAACCAAAGUUAUCUCAAGAGAAGCCAUACUUAGGUAAUUCCGCUUGGAGUGCUGUUCGAAUUAAUAAUGGGUCACGUCAUGCCCCUAAAGAAAGGCAGACAGUUGCUCCUGAAGAAGUUAGCUCCAUUCUGUCACCUCAGCCUCUCAAUAAUCUACCUGCACCUUAUUCUGUUUCCCGAAUUGGUGGUCGGAAACGCCUUACUGCUGAACAGAAAAAGCGCUCCUACUCUGAGCCUGACAAAAUGAAUGAGGUAGGUGUGUGUGACAGUGAGCCUUUGCCUGUCUCCAUGCAAAAGAAGACUCAACACUUCCUCCAUCCAGAGACCAGUGUUGCAGACCGGAGAAGAAUGUUUGAAAAUGAGGGACGAUCUUGUACUACUUCUCUGAACACCACUACCAAUCUUUCACGCCCUGAGCUGAAGCAGCUGCAACAGAAUGCCAUAGCUGAUUAUAUUGAACGGAAAACAGGGAGACGGCCUUCCAGGGAUCAUUCUCUGAGCUCAUUUGUAGGAAUUAAUUAUUCAGAGCCCCAAAGUUUAUCUUCUGCUUGUAGUCUGAACUCACUACAGGAUCAGACACUUUAUAAAUACAAGCAAACGAACAGGAACUCACAGUCCACAAAAGGAUCCUCCACUCUUCCUCCUGGACUUCAAGUUUGCUUUGAUUUGGAAGAGAAACAAUCAAGACUGUUGUCCAGUCAUUACUCUCUCUCAGCUUGGCCUAGCAGUGAACUGCGUCAAAGAUGCCACAGCUCAGAAAUGGAACUGAGUCAAGGGUUCACUGUUCAGCAAGCACAAGCGAAGGCCAGUAGUCAUCUGCACCACAGAAAAGAACAGUUGGUUUCGGGAAAGUCAGCCUCUGCUGAAGACCUAUUAGAACAUUCAGAAAACCAUCCUGUUGCUGUCCAUGUUCGGUCAAGAUCAUCACCUUCAGCACAUAAGGAUUUUGCAGUAGCAGUGAGUAAGUUGUUUGACGACUCAGCUAAGAAUCUUGAUUCUUCUGCUGAUACCCAGAGCAGAUACCUAGAAAAUGAAGACAAGUACAGAAAUACACCAAAAACAUCUACAGUUUUCUGUCAAGCAGGGAGCACUAAAAUGCAGCAUAAUUCUCAGUCUCCGAGCAAUACAUUGACAUGCAAAGGAGAAUUUUCCCUUGGAUUCAAUAAUAUUUCAAGCAUGAAGCCUGAUACUGUCACCUUAGAACAUAAUGCUAAAUCAGAUCUGGCAGAAUGUGGAAUGUUAGAUGGAAGUUCCAAUUCCAGCCUUUUAUCAAGCCACAAUCAAAUCUUCAGUAAUAAACCCUCCAAAAUGCAGAUUUCUGCCCCUUUACCUUCAAAUAUAAUUGAGAGAUAUGAUGGUAACUGUCAAGAUGUAAGCACUUUUCAAGUCAACUUGACACCAGAAGACAACUUAAAUAAAAAUAAACUUCCCAAGAGACCCCCACUUCCCAAAUUUAAAUGGAUCAAUUCAUCUCAGGAUGAUCUCCUCUCUGUACAAAACAGUCCUCUUCAAAAUACACACCAAGCAAAAGAAACCUACAGUUCAUCCUCUGAGACAGAGACAGAAACAAGCAGCCCCACAUCCCCUCGAUCAAACACACUCUGCUCUUUGAGAAUUUCGGAGUCACAGCUACAGUUUGUUUCUUCCCCCUCCUCUGUUCAGGAUGAUGAUGAUGUGUUUAUUCCUGACACCUCAGCGCAGUCAAACAAUGUGUUGGAUCUUCCCAGUGAAAUUUACAGUGAAAUCCCUUUGCACAGUAACGGUUUGAAAGAACCAUCCACACCUACUGCACAUAAGCAAACAGACAGAGCAUUCUACUCCUCUCCUCAGGAAAACCAAAGUCAGAGGGUUUUUGUGGAUGACAAGAAGAAGGAAGAGCUGAGGGCAUCACCUACAGACAUUGACAGACCAUUUCAAAGGAAACAUGUAGAUUUAGUGCUUGAAUUCUCGGUUGUAAAUGAUGCAGACCCCACCGAUAUCACAUCCUCCUGCACGGAAGGCCAUCAGUCACUCCUAAACAAUAGCAAGCAGAAUAUAACUGAGUCUUUAACAAGAGAUAACAGGCCUUUAGUUGAAUCUGACGACUCAGUAAAGAGUGUGCAGCCUAAGAGUCAGCUGUCAGUAAUAAAGGAGAAGUCAGCAGAAGAUAUUAGGUCUGAAGAACUUGCCAAGGAGAUUAUUACUAAAGACAAGUCUCUUGCACACAUCCUUGAUCCAGACACUACCCUGAAAACAACAAUGGAUCUUAUGGAGGGAAUUUUUCCCAAAGACAGUGAAGCGCUCAGACAAAGCCAACUCUGGAGGAAUCGAAAAAAGAGACUAAUAUUCCAAACUUCGCAAGAAGAUAAGAAGUUGGAUAAAUAUAAUUCAGCAUGUCCUUCCAGUGACACCCUCAGUCCUAAAGCGAAGAUACUACAUGAAAGGCAGGACUUGCAGGCUGUGAUUGAGGUGAAGAAGGAUGAGGAAGUCAUUUCCUUGGCAAUGAAUGAGAAAAAGAUGGAACUAGUGAACAGAAUUUCCAGCAAGUUGGAGGUUCUAAGAAGUGCUAGAAAGAGCCUUUCUUCUGACAUUUUACAAAACAUGUCACUGGGUGAAGAAAUGGAAACACUUAUUAAGAAUCUUUGUAAGCCCAAUGAAUUUGACAAGUACAAGAUGUUCAUUGGUGAUCUAGAAAAAAUUGUAAAUUUGCUUCUGUCACUGUCUGGACGCCUGGCUCGAGUAGAAAAUGUGUUGAACAAACUGGACAAAAAUGCCAGUGCUGAGGAAUGGAAUUCCCUAAAUCAGAAGCGAAAAAUACUUUGUGGACAACAUGAAGAUGCACGUGAGUUGAAAGAAAAUUUGGACCGCCGUGAACAGGUUGUGUUGGAUAUUUUGGGCAACUAUCUGACCUCAGACCAGCUGCAGGAAUAUCAGCACUUUGUGAAAAUGAAGUCAGCCCUCAUCAUAGAGCAAAGAGAGCUGGAUGAAAAGAUCAAGCUGGGAGAGGAUCAGCUAAAGCAUCUCUUGGACAGUUUGCCACCUAGUUUUAUUGCAACUACAGAUAUGUCCACUUCUUCUAGCAGCACCCACAAGGAUAGCACAUCCACUGCCAUUCCCACUGUAAGGGCAUGGAGACCUUCACCUUUACCACCCCCGCUGACCACGUCAUUGUAAAGCAAGUUAAAUUCUAUUGUACUUGAUAUUUUACAUCAUUUUUGGUGAUGCAUUUUACUUUAAAAUAUCAAGAUUACAUAUAUGAAAAAUGUAUUUUGUUUUUAUAUUAUUAGCAGUAACAUCCAUUUGAUAUACUGAGCAAAGAACCCUUUAAAUCAAAACACUGGUGCUAUGCUGACAUAAAUUUAUAUUCAACUUGUCUUCAUCCACUGCUUGCUAGUUUCUUUUGUUUAUGUUAUAUAUAUAUAUGUUAUUUUUAAUGUAUUGAAGGAAAAAUAUUCAUUCCUAAAUUUUGAAUAUUUUAUUUUACAUGGAGACUUGAAAAAAAACUUUAGGUAUCUUCAAAAACAAUGUAAAUAAUUUGCACUGCAGUUACAGGAGACUUUCUUUAACUAUUUGAAAAUUUUAAGUUGCUGUCACAAUGCCAUGAGACCAUUUCAUUAACUAUUUAUGUAUUUUAAUGAAAGUGCUGUAUAUAUGCUAACCUUUCAUGAUUCUACUUUGCAGGGAAAGUUUUUUGUACCAUGAAAUAUGGAAAAAGGCCUAAAUGCUUAUUAUGAUAGUCAUACUGUCAGGUGUAAAGAAGCUCUCUUAGGAGAAUUUCUGUUACUUGUCUUCCAUUGUCCACAACUGAAAAGAUUUGAAAGCCUUCCUUGAAUUUCAUAUUGUGAGUCUGCAGAAUACCACAAAAAUACAGUAGUAACAUCUGCUGUGUUUGUUAUAGAAGUAAUCCAUACCUUACUAAUAUAGAAUAUUGUAAAAGACUGAACAGUCUUUCAGUAAGCGCAACGUCUUCACAGCAGAUGUCAGCUGCUACUAUAAAGUAGCUACAAAGUGAGUUAAUGUUACAGAAAAUAAUGCUUUGAUUUUGCAUUUCUAGGUCCUGACCCCAUUUAAGGAAUUUGCAUCAAGAGUUUAAACCAUGGUUUUAGUUGCAGUAAGAUGGGGGUGGAUCACUUUUGAGAAAAAGAGAAAUACAACUUUUAUGUUUACUCAGAUUUUGGCUUCAGUUUAAUUCCCCCAGUCUCCUUCAGACUUCUCAAGUACUUGGCCAACUUGAGAUAUAAGAAGUAGUCUCAAUCACAACACAUAUAAAUGUACAUAGAGCUUUGCAAAAAUGUCUGACACGUUUCACUAGUUUUUUUCUUUUAUAUAUAGGUAGUAGUCGUUGGUUGUUGACAACAGGUGUUCAAAUGUAAAGAACAUUUUUUAUUUCAUGCUACCUAAAAUACAGUCCAGGUUUUUGUUUUUUUUUUCCCUCCAGCUUUUUUUUUGACAGAUUUUUUGAUAGGAUCUUAAUCUAAAUUGCUAAUUUACACUUUUAUUUAAAUUAUUUUAUCAUUGUUUGAAAUGAUGACACCGAUUAUAUAGCAGCAAUAAAAAAUCAGUUUAAUAUCUGAAAAGAAUUGGUCCAUCCAUUCAUUUCCAAACUGCCACAAUCCAGCUCAGGGUCUCGGGGAUUUGGAGCCUGUUCUUGCAACACUUGGUACAAAAGAGGAACCAACCCUCCUAGUUCAGCUCCAUGGAAUGUAACUUAGAGACCUCAGCAUUUGUGACUAUUUUAUUCACCAAAGGAGAACUGUGUGCUAAAGGUAGUGAGGAGACUUGGUGAAACUGCCUGUAUAAUAUCUUGAAAACGUAUUGGUACUCUCAUAUAUAAAAAUUAAUAGCCAAAAAAGCAUCUUCAGUUUGUUUAAACCUACGGUUUCUGUGAUUUGUUCAGUCAGUGACCACAACAUAUUGAGUAGUGUACUUAAUAAGAAUAUUUUUUGGCUUUAAAAAUAUAUACUUGUAGCUAUGAUAUUCUGUAAGCAUCACUGAAUGCCAGGAGUACAUGCCUUUAUUUUACCUAAUUAAACAGUCACAAAGUAAUCCAGUAUUACGGUUUUUCAUCUGACCAUUUUGGAGGUAUAUUUUCCAGAACAUUGUCAAAAUGUUGUUUUAUAUUUUAUGAAAUAUGUGUAUUUCUAAUGGAGACUAUAUUUGCUGCUUGUUGAUAAUAUAACAAGAUUUUCUUUAGAAAAAAAAAUUACAUACGCAGUGCCAUGUCAUGAAUUUUAAGUUCUUUUACAAAUGAGUAGGUCUGACUGAAAAUACUGUUUACAUUUUGUGAUUACUGGCAAGUUUUUCACCCUUUAUUAUCAAGUAUGAGGAAAAUUGCUUUUUUUCCUAUUUUUCCUUUACAGUAUUUUAAUAAUAAAUUAUCAGAGCAUAAUAUGUAUAUUCACCCAACAUUCUUCUAAAAGCAGUUUCAUAACAUCCUUGACACAUCUAAAACAUUUUCAUAUUAUCCGUGCUUUUCUAGAUGUAUAGACACUCUUAAGUCACCACAGUUGAUAUGGUAACACACACAGUUGAUUCCAAAUGAACUGAGUUUACAGAGGAGAAAAUACAGUAGAAAUUGAUAAUAAAAAAAUAGUAUCUUAAAGCACAAUAGUUCUCAUUCAAAGAAACCUUUUUUAGUGUCCAGUUAUUGCAUUUUUCUCUCAUGUAGAGAAGAACAUUUAAAAAACAGAACUAAAAUUGUCUAACUUUCACCGUUGAUUACCUCCAACUGUGCCUUAAUAACGUUAAUCAUAAUGCCAAUCCUGCAGGCGGGAUUUGUGAAAGAGAAUUAAAUUUAAUAUUUGCUUUUCUUUGUCCUUUCUUUUCAUUUUACAAUAAUUCAUCGUUUUAGAGUAAGAGGGUGUAGGGAAUGGGGUGCUGAUGGAGAGAAAGUAAACAAACUGGGCUGUAUUUGUAGAAUGAAUGUAAUUGUGUAUAAAGGACUGCAUUACUGAAUCCUAUUUAAUAUUACAUUUAUCUGUAACAAUUAACUCAGCAACAUAUCUUUCAGCUGCCAGUUUCAACUCAAUCUAACUGUAUCAUUUCAUUUGGAAUCUGCUAAUCAAAACGUUUUCUAUAUUUGUAAAAGUAUAAUUUUGUGUUAAUGCUGUGACUUCACAUUUUUGUACAUUUGCUUGGGACACCAUUGCUUCUAAAUAAAGUUUCAUGUUAUGUAGUGUGUUUUGAACACACACCAGUAUGCUGAAUUAAGAUAGAGUUUGAUUCAACAGUACAGGUUUUAGGUCGGUACUUAGCUUGCAGUCCCAAUCUACUUUCAGCACUCUCUGACUGGUGGACUUCAUUUUGUCAUUGACUAUUUUUUCUGAAAUGUGAAUGAGCAUAGAUUAAUAGUCAUUUUUACAGUAGUUUAUAAAGGCUUAAAAUGUUAUUUGACAUAUUAAUGCAAAAAGGUUGUAUGAAAUGCAUACAAUAAAAUAACUUUGUGGCUAUCAGCAUCGUGUCUCAGGUGAUUUGUCCCAUAUUACCACUCAAAAUUGUCCCAGUGUGUGUAUGACAUACAAAGACUGGCAUCCCAUCCAUGACUGGGUCAUACUAUAAAUACAUUGCAGACUCCCUAUAACA